Molecule: messenger RNA, 469 nt
Organism: Hibiscus syriacus
Lineage: Eukaryota; Viridiplantae; Streptophyta; Magnoliopsida; Malvales; Malvaceae
Product: ultraviolet-B receptor UVR8-like
Exons: 2
Coding region: 116-469 (117 amino acids)
Source: RefSeq, a predicted model, not a curated record
CACUAAAAGCACCAAACUUUUUUGUUUGUUUCAAAUAAAACCUCUCGACUACUGAUUUCUCUCUCUAUAUUUCUGAUAUUCUCCCAUUGUUCCAGCCGUCGUUUAAUACUUUCCAAUGGCUUCUUCUUUUUCAUCUUCUGUUAUUGCUUGGGGCUCCGGUGAAGAUGGCCAAUUGGGUAUUGGAAACAAUGAAGAAAGAGAAUGGGCUUGCGUUGUUCAAGCUCUUGAGCCUCACAAUGUCCGCUCCGUCGUUGCUGGCAGCCGUAACUCUCUCGCUAUUUGUGAUGAUGGCAAGGUCUCGGCGGCUACCCCCCCUUCUGCUUUUAUAUUUAUAUUCUUCUUGGUGCUUUUUGAAGUGGGUAUUGAUUGUUUAUUCAGUUGCUUGAUUCCAUUUUGGUUGAAAACUUCUCUUGGUGUUUCGAAACGAGCAUCAACUGUUCUAACUUGGGUUUUCUGGGUUUUUGAUUGA